AUGGCCCUUCUAGCCAUGAAGCUUUCUCUCUGCUGGAUCUGUGCCGUUGUGGUCCCAGUGUACGCCGAAUCGCCCUUUGCUGUCCAAUGGUCUGAACAAACAUAUGGCCCGGAUGGUCCGUGGCACGCUGUGUCAGUCGAGUUGGGAUCUUCCAACCAGGCAGUCGAUCUUUACCCUGGUGAUCGUUGGGCCAGUACAAUCCUCAUCGACACCCUCUGCUCAGAUACUUCAACAACCUGCUAUGCAGAGAGAGGCGGUCUGUUCAAUAUCAACGCCUCUGACACCGCCAACACGCUGCAGACCCCGAACGACACCAGUCAACUCACUUGGUUGUCCGACCAGACCGCAGCAGGUGUGAAUAAUUGGGGCGGCGUUGGCCAUGUCAAGGAAGGGGUCCUUGCCGACAGUAUCACUUUUAAGAAUGGGCUAUCCGUGCCCAGUGUCUCCAUGGCAUCGAUAUACAAAGCCAAUCAAACAUUCACUGCCAACGGAAAAGAGUAUCCGGUCACGCUGGGGACAUUGUCGUUAGGCGGCACAAAGCCAACCCAUGUCGUGCAGGGCAAUACAUUCAACCUGGUCAGUGCCUGGGCGCACUGGAAUCGAUCUUCAUCUCAAAGGAUUCCUUCAUAUUCAUGGGGAAUGCAUAUUGGAUCCGUAGAGCCUGACAUCCCCGGCUCGUUAGUCCUUGGUGGCUAUGAUCAGAGCCGAGUCUUGAAUGAAGUCAGCACUCAACAAGUCGAUCCUGACAGCAAUCUGGGUGCGCUCAAGAUCUACUUCAAAGAUAUUGGCAUGGGAGUCGCGACUGGUGACUCGCCAUUUGAUUUCGAAGCCAAGUCCAGCCUGUUCAAGACAGGAACAAGCAACACCACUCGAGGGGCGACCGCGGAAAUCAACCCUGUGCUGCCGUAUUUAUAUCUCCCCAGAGAGACGUGCGACGCAAUGGCGGCCAAUCUUCCAAUCACCUAUAAUGAAGAUCUGAACCUCUAUUUCUGGAACACAAGUGACGAUUCCUAUCAGCAAAUCACCUCUUCCCCGGCUUACAUGUCUUUCAUCUUUGGGAAAAGCACAAGCAACAGCCAGAACUUGACCGUCAAAGUUCCUUUCCAGCUUUUGAAACUCACACUCCAAGAGCCUCUCGUCGAGAAAAACACGACUUAUUUCCCCUGCUACCCAUCCAAUACCCUGGUUCUCGGAAGAGCGUUCCUCCAAGCAGCCUUCAUCAGUGUCAACUGGGGGAACGGCACAGGGAAUGGUGAAUGGUCGCUGGCUCAAGCACCUGGCCCAGUAAUUGGAACAGGCAGCCAACGGGAUAUCGGGGUAAACGAUGAAUCGGUGACUGCCUCCGAAAACUCAUGGGAAGCCAGUUGGGAUGGAUAUUGGGAGCCUCUUUCAUCGAAGACGUCGAUAGACCAAACGGAGUCCCUCUCGGAGUCCAGCUCGGAGCCCAGCUCGGGCCUUUCGACUGGCGCAAAGGCUGGCAUUGGUAUCGGCUGCGCCGCUGGUGCCUUGGGACUCAUUGGAAUGAUUGCCUGGCUGUGUAUCAGACGCCGAAAGGGGUCAGAUAAUGCCCAGUCCAGUAUGGGUCAAUAUGACAGCAUUCAACCGAUAUCCCAUGAUGGGACGAGGUCGGUUGGCCCAAGUGAGUUGAACAAUGAGACACUCAAUGAGUUGCAUUCGGAUAAGAGUGUGCAUGAGGUACCUGGAGCUAGCUCUGUGCGUCAUGAACUUUCCUGA
Messenger RNA from Penicillium olsonii, 1734 nucleotides. Lineage: Eukaryota; Fungi; Ascomycota; Eurotiomycetes; Eurotiales; Aspergillaceae. The record is from the annotation of a GenBank genome assembly.